Messenger RNA from Drosophila bipectinata, 3466 nucleotides. It is a transcript of the gene IntS4, whose product is annotated as integrator complex subunit 4. Gene Ontology annotation, cellular component: integrator complex. Lineage: Eukaryota; Metazoa; Arthropoda; Insecta; Diptera; Drosophilidae. Gene Ontology annotation, biological process: snRNA processing. The record is from RefSeq and is a predicted model, not a curated record.
GGCCACACUAUAAGAAUUCCACGACCCGGCUGGCACCUAUUUAGUUUAUUGCAACUUUUAUACAAAAUAAACUGUCUGCAGGUGGAAAAUUAUAGUCAGAAUCACUGGAGACAAUGGCGCAGGCCAUCAAGAAGCCGCACACCGGCUCCUACGUGGAAACCGUGGACGGAGCGCCGCCGAUAAAGAAGUUGCGACUCCAAACAGGAACGUCGGCCGAUACCAAGGGUAAAGCAGCCGGACCGGAGAGGAAACUGCUCGCGAUCAGCCAGCUAGAUGGCUAUGUGGCCGCUAUACCACCAGGACCCAUACCUGUGGGGGCUCCGAUGCCGCUGGGGGUGCCAUUCGUGCUUGCCAAUCCGCCGCCACAAACGGUCGUGGUCCCGCCGCCGGGUACUAAUCGCGACUUGUUGGAUCUCCUGGUCAAAAUCACCGAUGAGAUAUCCUACGAAGAUGUGGACUUGGCGGAGCUGAAGGAAGUCGCCAGCAAGAUCUUCCAGCUGUUCCAGGCGCAGGAAAAGGACAGUGAUACCUCUGUGAGAGUAAAGCUGCUGGAACUGCUGUCCGGGCUGGGCUGUGAAUGCAACUCGGAACAGGGAGUUUGCCUAAUCAUUGACUUCUUCAUUUACUUGCUGCGGAAGGAGACGUCCCAGAAGGUACUGGCCCAGGGCAUGAUGUGCCUCUACAGGAUUGGCCAGCGCCGGAAGCACCUGGUCCCCAUGGCCUACAACACUCAGGUGGCGCACCUCGCCAAGGAGCAGCUACGUUCGGGGUCGACGCACACCCAGAAGAACGCCAUGCUGGUGAUCGGAGGCUUUGCUACCAAAUCGGAAGGCGAACGGCAUUACGUUUGGAAACUUGCCUUCUACAUUGAUUCUCAGGACUCGGGUGUCCGGGCCCAGGCUCUGCACGCUCUGCUGACCCUCGGCGAGCGCGGAUCCCUACUUCCAGCCGUGCUCUACAAACGCGCCGUGGAGGCCAUGAAGGAUGACUACGAAACGGUGCGAAUGGAGGCUCUCCGGCUGGUCUAUAUGCUGGGCAACCGACACCCAGACUACGUGAUAGCCUCGGAGCGCCAGCAGGAGGACAUACGGAUGAUAGACGCCGCUUUCAGCAAGGUGUGCGAGUCCCUGUGCGACCUCUCGCUGCAAAUCAGGGUGCUCGCGGCGGAGCUGCUUGGCGGCAUGACGGCCGUCAGUCGGGAGUUCCUGCACCAAACGCUGGACAAGAAGCUGAUGAGCAACCUGCGCCGAAAGCGGACCGCCCACGAGCGCGGCGCCCGCCUGGUGACCAGCGGCGAGUGGUCCUCCGGCAAGCGCUGGGCGGACGAUGCGCCCCAGGAGCGACUGGACGCCAGGAGCAUUUCGAUCAUUGCCAGCGGUGCCUGUGGCGCCCUCAUCCAUGGCCUGGAGGAUGAGUUCUUGGAGGUGCGCACUGCAGCCGUCGCAUCCAUGUGCAAGUUGGCACUAUCUCGACCGGACUUCGCAGUCACCAGCCUGGACUUCCUGGUGGACAUGUUCAACGACGAGAUCGAGGAUGUGCGGCUGAAGGCCAUCUACAGCCUGACGGCCAUAGCGCGGCACAUAGUGCUGCGCGAGGACCAGCUGGAGAUCAUGCUCAGUUCUCUGGAGGAUUACUCGGCCGAUGUGCGCGAGGGUCUCCAUUUGAUGCUCGGCGCCUGUCGGGUGUCGACACAAACGUGCCUGCUGAUGGUGGUGCAAAAGCUGCUGGACGUCCUGGCCAAGUAUCCGCAGGAUCGCACCUCCACCUACGCCUGCAUGCGCAAAAUCGGCCAGAAACAUCCUCAUCUGGUCAUGGCCGUGACCGUUCACCUGCUCUACGUGCAUCCCUUUUUCGAGACGCCCGAACGGGAUGUCGAGGAUCCAGCGUACCUGUGCGUCCUGAUUUUGGUCUUCAAUGCUGCGGAGCACCUGGUGCCCAUCAUCAGCCUCCUGCCGACGGCCACGCAUCGGCACUACGCCUAUCUGAGGGACUACAUGCCGAGCAUGGUGCCCCAGCUGCCCAUCGAAGGCGCGUCAUCGUCCUGCGCCACUCACAGAAUCGAUGAUGCAGUGCGCCAGGCGGGCAGCUCGUCGGAAUACCUUCAGAUGAUACUCAGCCACAUUGAGGAGAUCUUCACCAUGACCGACGAGCGGGUGGAGCUGCUGCAAACGGCUCAGAGUAAUCUCCAGCGCCUGGGAGCCAUCGAUGCAGGCAUGUAUGGUACCUCAAACUUCCUGGAGACAUUCCUUGCUGCCCAAAUCCAGAUCGAGCAAAUGCAGCGGUGUGCCAGCACGCAACGGAACCGGGUUCCAGUGAAGGAGUCCCUGGCGACUCUCAUCCGAAACUGCCUGAAGCUGCAGCACACAUUCUCCGGCCUCAAUUACGGCGACAUCCUGCAGGUGAAGCAGCUACGUCUGAGGGCUUGUGCCCUCCACCUUGUCCUGGUGGUGAGAGAUCGGUCCCAAAGCGCCCUGGGACCUUGCCAGAUGCUUCUGCAGACUGCCGGCGAUAUCAGUGAGUUCAUCAAGGCCAAUUCCAAGGAGGACGAAGAGACACUACUCCCACCUGCGCUAAUGGGAUCACUAAUGUCUCAGGUGGACUCCGAGAAACCCCAGGCGGAGGGCGCUGCAGGAGGCGAUCCGCAACCCGACAGCUUUACGCGCCAGCUGCUAAGCAAACUGGACGCUAUUUCGGAUCCCAAACCGGGUCGGGUCUUCCGAGAGAUCCUGCCGCUGGUCCAGCAAGCGCCGCCCCUGGCCUUGCCGCGUGCCAACGAUAAGAUCCGGCGGUGUGUGGCCAAUAUAUUGGAGCCCUGCCCGUUGCAGUCGCAGGAUAAUGUGAUUAAGGUGACAGCCGGACUGAUUGCAGCCGUGCCCUUUGUGGCGGAGAUCGAUAACUUGUUGGAGUCGCAAAAGGCCGACAUGCGGAUCAAAAUCAAAUACCCAGACCAGCACAUGCACACCGUGGUGCCCAAGAUGACGGACUUCAAGCCCAUCAUGACCGAGCAGGGCGAGCACGAGACGAAUGUGCGUCUACGUACCACCAUCCUGCUCUCGCACAGCGUGUGGACGGAGGCCUCGCUGGUGGAGAUCCAGCUGUGCCUGGCCGUUCGUCCUGGCAGCGAAUUGGAGCUCUGCAAGCCGGCCAAGGUCCUGUUUGCCCCGAAACCCGUGCGGCGAGGCAUUUAGCCUGACUCAUAUCGGGGGGAUGGUGAUCCCGACGUCGAUGGCGACGAGGGUCUGGCGCCGGAUGAGAGAGACGCUGCUGCAGGCGGGCGGCGGAAACGCCGAAAGGGCGGUGGAGUUCCGAAAUGACAAGGCCACGCAGCCGCUGAAGGAUAAAAAGGAUAAUCUGAAGAAGCUGAAGUAUUGUAGUGUGGUUAGUCAAUGAGGGAAUGUACGGAAUGUAUAGAAUAUGUAUUUUUCAAGUUUUCGAGUUUAUCAAAUAACAAAAUAGUUAUAUAAGA